This is a messenger RNA of Sesamum indicum (sesame), 2343 nucleotides long. It is a transcript of the gene DPE1, whose product is annotated as disproportionating enzyme. Gene Ontology annotation, molecular function: 4-alpha-glucanotransferase activity. NCBI's taxonomy places the organism in Eukaryota, Viridiplantae, Streptophyta, Magnoliopsida, Lamiales, Pedaliaceae. The record is from RefSeq and is a predicted model, not a curated record. Gene Ontology annotation, biological process: carbohydrate metabolic process.
CUUCAAUGGCAAAUGUAUUACAAAUCAUAUUUUGAUUCAAAAACAUCCAAAACAGGCAAAAUAUCCGGAUCAGCAGCAACUCACAUGCUUCCUGCUGCUUUCACUCUCUAGCGCCAUACUCAUUUCCAUCGAACUCCUCCCAUUCCCACCGUAAAGUUCAAGCUACACGAACCUCAAAGUCACUCACAGCACCUCUACAUGUAGUGCAGUGCCAUUACCGACGGAUCCAAGAAGCAUUGAAAUGGCAAUAUCCACCUCUCUCUCCUUGUUCUCCGCCUCUCCCUCUUCCUCUCCAAAGCCCAUUCUCGCCGGUCCCGUCAAGCCCAGUAGUGUAACUGUCCGCUUCAAGAAUGGUGGCGGCUUAUCUGCAGGAGAUGACCUGCCGAUGGACUACGAGACGUGGCUCCCGAAACGGGACGUCAAGGAUCGCAGGAGGGCCGGAAUUCUCCUCCACCCGACGUCGUUGCCUGGUCCUUUUGGCAUCGGUGAUCUCGGCCCUCAAGCCUUCCAGUUCGUCGACUGGCUUCACGACGCCGGCUGCUCCCUUUGGCAGGUUCUGCCUCUUGUUCCUCCUGGGAGGAGGGCUGAUGAAGAGGGAUCUCCAUACUCUGGACAGGAUGCUAACUGCGGCAACACUCUUUUGAUUUCUCUUGAAGAACUUGUGAAAGAUGGUCUACUGUCAAAGGAAGAGCUUCCAAAACCAUUAGAUAUGGAUCGUGUGAAUUUCACAGCUGUUGCUGACAUCAAGGAUCCCUUGGUAGCUGAGGCUGCAAGGAGGCUUAUUUUGUGUGAGGGGGAGCUAAAGGAUCAACUUCUGGAGUUCCGUAAGGAUCCAAACAUUGCAGGUUGGCUUGAGGACGCGGCAUACUUUGCUGCCAUUGACGACACUUUGAAUACAUUUAGCUGGUAUGAUUGGCCUGAUCCGUUGAAAAAUCGUCAUCUUGCUGCUUUGGAAGAAAUUUAUCAAAGCAAAAAGGAAUUUAUAGAUAUAUUCAUUGCUCAGCAAUUUUUGUUCCAAAGGCAAUGGCAAAAGGUUCAUGAUUAUGCACGGAUGAAAGGAAUCAAUAUCAUGGGAGAUAUGCCUAUAUAUGUUGGUUAUCAUAGUGCAGAUGUGUGGGCUAAUAAGAAACAAUUUUUGCUGCAGAACAGCAGCAGCUUUCCUCUCCUAGUUAGUGGCGUUCCUCCAGAUGCCUUCAGUGAAACUGGUCAGCUCUGGAACAGCCCUUUAUAUGAUUGGAAAGCUAUGGAAAGAGAUGGAUUCUCAUGGUGGAUACGGCGUAUAAGGCGCGCACAAAAUUUAUUUGAUGAUUUCCGGAUUGAUCACUUUCGAGGAUUUGCUGGCUUUUGGGCUGUUCCUUCAGAAGCAAAAGUUGCAAUGGUAGGGCGAUGGAAGGUCGGACCUGGGAAGUCUCUUUUCGACGCCAUCUUCAGAGCUGUUGGAGAUAUCAAUAUCAUAGCAGAAGACUUGGGGGUAAUUACGGAAGAUGUGGUGCAGCUUAGGAGGUCCAUUGGGGCACCUGGAAUGGCAGUCCUCCAGUUUGGCUUCGGUAGUGAUGCUGAAAAUCCACAUUUGCCCCAUAAUCAUGAACAAAACCAAGUCGUGUACACCGGCACUCAUGACAACGACACGAUUCGAGGAUGGUGGGACAUUUUGCCACAAGAAGAGAAGUCUAAUGUGGUCAAGUAUCUCGGUAAUAUUGUCGAAGAAGAUAUCUCGUGGGGGCUAAUCCAAGCUGCACUUUCUUCAGUUGCGAAAACUGCAAUUAUACCCAUGCAGGACGUGCUGGGAUUAGGAAGUUCUGCUAGGAUGAACAUUCCAGCAACUCAGUACGGAAACUGGAGCUGGAGAGUACCCAAAUCGAAGCCCUUUGACAGCUUGAUGUCCGAAGCAAAAAGACUAAGAGAAAUGCUUAUAAUGUACGGUCGCCUCUGACAGUCCUUCGAAAUCCUGCUGGUAAGAGCACUCAGAACUUGGCCUGCUACCGUUUUCAAGUUCUUCUCCGUACCUUCCAGCUGGUUAUAAACGUCUGAAACAUCAGCAGCAGUAUAAAACACACAAAGAUAGCAGUCUUGUGCUGUGACUAAAAAAUGUGCCUGCCGUGCCGUGAAAUAAGCCGGCUCGACUCUGAAUCUCAACAGCGUCUAUGGCUUCACAAGGAAUUUGAAGAAUGCGGCUUCGUUCAGGGGUGUAAGUACCUCGUGUAAAUCAAAUAAUAACUGGUACAAUAUGUUCCCUUUGUGGGUAUGAUGGUUGCUGUUGUUACUAUUAACUUUCCUUUGUGUCUGUUGUUUCCAUUAGCAUGACAUGAAUGCCAAUGCAAUUUUAUUACCAAUAUUUGCCAU